Messenger RNA from Chelmon rostratus (copperband butterflyfish), 2041 nucleotides. It is a transcript of the gene gdpd3a, whose product is annotated as glycerophosphodiester phosphodiesterase domain containing 3a. NCBI's taxonomy places the organism in Eukaryota, Metazoa, Chordata, Actinopteri, Chaetodontiformes, Chaetodontidae. Gene Ontology annotation, cellular component: endoplasmic reticulum membrane. The coding region runs from base 301 to 1248 and encodes 315 amino acids. Gene Ontology annotation, biological process: glycerophospholipid catabolic process. The transcript is spliced from 10 exons. The record is from RefSeq and is a predicted model, not a curated record. Gene Ontology annotation, molecular function: phosphatidylcholine lysophospholipase A1 activity; phosphoric diester hydrolase activity.
GAUUAACUGAUUUUUACAGCUCUGAAGGUUUCAGGUGCGUUCACUGACAGUGAGCUAGACGGAGACUUUCUUUGGUCUUACCAGUCAGUCCAGUUUGUUCUUAUCUUCCCAGGAAGACAUAGAGAGACAGUCUUCAGUCAAGCUUUUGGAUUUGUUUACCUGAAAGCACAGUUCUAGGUCUUUAUUAAGAGCUUAAUUAUCUGUUCCUGAACAAGGACACAGUUACUUUAGUUUGAUCACUGUUUUUGUGGUGGGACCUUGCACAGACUCAGAAGCUCACGGUCGCACUUGUUGGAAACGAUGAGCAGUUUUCUGUACUUCAUCCUCCCGGCUCUGGGUGGAUACACUCUCACCUCGCUGUACCUGCUGAAGAACCCACUCAUCCUGCACCGGAGGAAACGCACAGCCUUUCACAGCAUACACAUCUCACACAGAGGAGGAUGUGGAGAGAGGAUAGAGAGCACGAUGGCGGCAUUCACGAAUGCGGUGGAGCAGGGCACACAGAUGCUGGAGCUGGACUGUCACUUGACGCACGACGGACACGUGGUGGUGUCACAUGAUGAGAAUCUGCUGAGGGAGACCGGCCACGACAUCACCAUUUCCUCACUCAAGCUACAGGAUUUGCCUCUGUAUAAGGAGCGACUGGAGGUCACAUUUUAUACAGGUCGCUACAGCAGCGGUGUAGACAGGAAGUUCGCUCUGCUGGAGGACGUGUUCAGGAAGUUCCCUAAGAUGCCUGUCAGCAUUGAAAUCAAAGAGAACAACCACCAGCUGAUAGAAAAGGUGUCAGAUUUGGUGAAACACUACAAUAGGGAGGACAUCACUGUCUGGGCCUCAGUGAACUCCAGCAUCAUGAAGGAAUGCCGCACAACGAACGGCUCCAUGCCGUACAGCUUCACUGUGAGACGAGGAGUGCUGCUUCUGCUUCUCUUCUACAGCGGCCUGCUGCCCUUUGUGCCGCUGGGAGAGAGUCUGCUGCAGUUCUACCUGCCACAAAUCAUCAACAGGACGUUCAUCCCUGAGAACCGCAUCCUGAGGAACAGGCUGGUCGUCUAUCUGAUAGAAAAAGUAACAAUGAGGAAGAGUCUUUUUAAACACCUCGCGGCCCGUGGAAUGCAGGUGCACUUGUUUGUGUGCAAUACGGAUGAAGAGAUAAAGGCUGCAUUUGAAGUGGGGGCCACAGGGGUGAUGACUGACUAUCCGACCCUUCUGUCAAGCUACCUCAGCAGACACCGAAGUCAGGAUUGAUCAGACACAUCCACGCAUGGCGACAGUUAAUAAGUCAGACAUGGAAGUGGCGAACGAGGAUUGUGUGCAAAAAAAAAGAGAAGAAUAAUCUGCAAUCAAUUUCUAUGACAUUUCAUAUUAGUAUGUGUUUCUGUGCAUGUGUGAAAGUGUGUUGCGUGUGUCAAGUAUUCAUGUGUGCAUAAGUGUGACCAGAGGAAUGUGCAGGGGUGAGGAAGAGGAUGAGGACAGAGGACAACAAAUGAAUAAAUAAAUAUUUAAAAAGGAAGAAGAAGCAAGGAUAUGAAGACAGAAAACAAGAAUAUUGGUGACAUGUGUUGUCUGACUUGUUUUCAUGGAUCCACUUGAGAAUGUAUUGGGGUUGGUUUGCCAAGAAAUAAUGGGGGAAGUGCGGGGCAUCAAAGUCUCCUUGUUUUUUUUGCUUUUUGUUGAUUUGAUUCUUUUUCCAUUAAUAUUUGGUGAUGACUGAGUUUAAUGAUUUAAACCAGGUGAGGCUGAACUGGAAUCACUGAGAACAGAUCAGUGAAUUUAGGGGGCAUUGUCAUUUCAACAGCUAUUCUGCUGAUAACUGAUACUGGUACUGAUACUGAUACUUUUUUAUUUGAGCAGCUCAAAUUGACAGCCUGAGGGAAACGUGAAUCCCUGUGUAUAACCUCAAUCCCCAAAAAGUUGCUUUGUAAAAUGUAAAUAAAAACAGAAUGCAGUCAUCUGCAAAAAAAACUGUUAACCAAAAACAGAUUUACAAAAUCUUCCUGAGCCCAUGUAGUAACAUCCUUUAUCCAGUCAUGUGUUCACA